Messenger RNA from Syngnathoides biaculeatus (alligator pipefish), 5233 nucleotides. RefSeq names its product forkhead box P2 (gene foxp2). The record is from RefSeq and is a predicted model, not a curated record. Gene Ontology annotation, biological process: regulation of transcription by RNA polymerase II. Gene Ontology annotation, cellular component: nucleus. Gene Ontology annotation, molecular function: DNA-binding transcription repressor activity, RNA polymerase II-specific; RNA polymerase II cis-regulatory region sequence-specific DNA binding. The transcript is spliced from 19 exons. Bases 940 to 3285 code for a protein of 781 amino acids. Lineage: Eukaryota; Metazoa; Chordata; Actinopteri; Syngnathiformes; Syngnathidae.
ACUCAUACAAAAAAUACCGUGCAUAAAUUCUAUUAUUUACAUUUAAAUACGAGAAGCAUGUACUUCUCCAUUUUAGAAAAUAAUAUAUAAAAUAAAUAUAAAUAAAUAAAAUAAAAUAUAAUCUAUAUAUUUCAUCGUCUCCAGAGGUUGAACAAGAUGGAAAAAAGUGAAACAUUAUUUCAGAAAUGCCUUCUAUUAAUUAUUGAACAAGCUGAAUUACCUGUGACACUCUGCUAAUUCAUUCUAUUAUUUUCCCUCCCACCUUUAUAUUGCAAUCAUAUUUGCAGCAAUAUAUAAUUUUACUGCAUCCCGUAUGUGACUGCCAUUCUAUUCCAAUAAGUAAUUCAAAAUAAUAUCGACAUUAAUCGUGUUUCAUAUGAAAUGUGGGUUGCUCUUUUCCCACUGAAACAACCACUUGCAAAAUUGUUGUUUUCAUAACUGCAGUAUAUGAAAGUAAACAUACAUAUGGGAUAUUAUGAAAUAGAUAUGAACUUACUCUCUUUCCAUUUCUGUCAUUGUCAUUUUUAUGAGUGUGAUUACGACAACAGUUGAACAGCAUCAGAUUAAAAUUGGAUGGCAAACAAAAUGGCGUCAACAAAGGUUUGUCGGACGAUCGCCGCGUUUUUAUUUUGUCAUUAAUGAAUUGACAAACUUUGUCGGUUUACGUCGCAGGUGGGCCGUGACGUCACACGGGGUCGCAGCGCACCCAAAAAUAACAACACACACACACACACACCUCCGCGCUGAGGGGAGGAAGACGAUGACGACGGAGAAGAGGAUGAGGAUGAGGAUGAGGAGGAGAUUGCUGCCAUCGUGGGACUCCUCGAGCCUCGUGACGGACAACGCAAGUUCUAUCCCUUCAGAACUGAAAUAUGCGUACCGUGCGCCUAUAGAAACAACCUGAAAAGACGCACACUGUCAAGUCCAAAGUGGUUUUAAAUGAUGAUGAUGCAGGAGUCGGCCACAGAGACAAUAAGCAACAGUUCAAUGAGUCAAAAUGGAAUGAGCACCCUAAGCAGCAGCCAAUUAGAGGCUGGCAGUAGAGACGGGAGAUCAAGCGCUGGCGACACGGGCGGCAGCGAAGUAAGCACAGUCGAGCUGCUGCAUCUGCAACAACAGCAGGCCCUACAAGCAGCAAGGCAAUUACUCUUGCAGCAGUCAGGCUGUGGCCUGAAAUCUCCAAAGAGCCAGGACAAGCAGCGUCCACUGCAGGUUCCAGUCUCAGUGGCCAUGAUGAGUCCUCAGGUGAUCACGCCACAGCAGAUGCAGCAGAUCCUCCAGCAGCAGGUGCUCUCCCCGCAGCAGCUCCAGGCCCUUCUCCAGCAGCAGCAGGCGGUCAUGUUGCAGCAGCAACACCUGCAGGAGUUUUAUAAGAAACAGCAGGAGCAGCUUCACCUCCAGCUUCUCCAGCAGCAACACCCUGGCAAACAAGCGAAAGAGCAACAACAGCAGCAGCAGCAGCAGCAGCAGCUGGCCGCCCAGCAGCUCGUCUUCCAGCAGCAGCUCCUGCAGAUGCAGCAGCUCCAGCAGCAGCAACACCUGCUCAACAUGCAGCGGCAGGGCCUGCUCUCGCUGCCCGGGCCCGCCCCAGGCCAGGCCGCCCUGCCCGGACAAACUCUGCCCCCGCAAGCCGGCUUGAGCCCAGCAGAGCUCCAGCAACUGUGGAAGGACGUGACCGGGGGCGGCGGAGGCGGAGGUGGCGGCGGCCACGCCGGCCACACCAUGGAGGACAACGGGAUCAAACACGUCGGCGGCGGCAACAACACGGGCACGGGCGGCACCGGCGGCCUGGACCUCUCCACCAACAACCACAACAGCAGCAGUAACUCUUCGUCAACUACCUCCUCCUCCAAUCCCCCGAAAGCGUCACCGCCCAUCUCGCACCAUUCCAUCGCCAACGGACAGUCCCCGGUUCUCAACCACAGACGAGAGAGGGAGCGGGAACGGGAGCGAGAGAGUUCGCAGCAUGAAGAAAACGGAGGCUCCCAUCCCUUGUACGGCCACGGGGUGUGCAAGUGGCCCGGCUGCGAGAGCAUCUGUGAGGACUUUGGACAGUUUUUGAAGCACCUAAACAACGAGCACGCCCUGGAUGACCGGAGCACCGCCCAGUGUCGGGUGCAGAUGCAGGUGGUGCAGCAGCUGGAAAUCCAACUUUCGAAAGAACGCGAGCGUCUUCAGGCCAUGAUGACCCACUUGCACAUGCGGCCCUCCGAACCCAAGUCAUCUCCCAAACCACUCAACUUGGUGUCCAGCGUUACCAUGUCCAAAAACCUGCCCUCGGCGUCCCCCCCCAAUUUACCGCAGACGCCAACCACGCCCACGGCGCCCAUCACCCCCAUGGCGGCAAUGCCCCAGGUCCCCUCGGUACUAGGGGGCGCCAACGUGCCCAGCAUGGGAGCCAUGCGGCGACGUCACUCGGACAAAUACUCGAUGCCUCUCUCGUCGGGUGGUGACACAGUAUUUAUUUUUCCAGAGAUCGCCCCAAACUACGAGUUUUAUAAGAACGCCGACGUCAGGCCGCCGUUUACUUACGCAACCCUCAUAAGGCAGGCGAUUAUGGACUCGUCCGACAUGCAGUUAACGCUGAAUGAAAUCUACAGCUGGUUUACGCGCACGUUCGCGUACUUCAGACGCAACGCUGCGACUUGGAAGAACGCCGUGCGCCACAACCUCAGCCUGCACAAGUGCUUUGUGCGCGUGGAGAACGUGAAAGGCGCCGUUUGGACGGUGGACGAGGUGGAGUACCAGAAACGUCGGUCGCAGAAGAUCACGGGAAGCCCCUCACUCGUCAAGAACCUGCCCUCCAAUCUGGGAUACGGAUCAGCACUAAACGCCAGUCUCCAGGCCGCCCUGGCAGAGACCACCCUGCCUCUGUUGGGGACCCCGGGCCUAAUGAACAGCGGCUCGAUGGGCGGCUGCCACGGCCUCCUGGGCGGCGACCCCUCCGGACUGAUGGGCGGGAGCCCGCCGGGCCUGCUGGGCGGCAGCCCGCCGGGCCUCCUCGGCAUCAGUCCCCCCGGCACGCUGAGCUGUAGCCCGCCCACCCUCUUGCAGUCCGCCCACGACGACCUCAACGGCUCGCUGGACCACCUGGACACCAACGGACACGGCAGCCCCGGGUACUCCCCGCCCGGUCACAUGCCGCCCGUGCACGUCAAGGAGGAGCCCCCUAACAUGGACGACGACGACUGUCCCAUGUCGCUGGUGACGACGGCCAAUCACAGUCCAGAGCUGGAUGACGACCGGGAGCUGGAGGAAGGGAACUUAUCAGAAGACCUAGAGUGAUUUUCUCCUCUUUUUUUUUUCUAUCCCUCAGUGUUUUUUUUUUUUUUUUUUUUUCCUUUUCCUCCAAGGCUAGACUUUGAACAGAACCACUUCACAAAGUUCACGCAACACCCCCUACCCCCACCCCACCCCCUUUCUCACCACUGGGACUAUUUAUUGAGCAUGCAUCCGCCGGACGCUCCGAAGGAACUCUCUGCUGCAGCCCUUCGGGAUCGCCAACGCUAACAUGUCAGGGCAUGAGAUGCCAUUUUGGGGAAGAAAAAAAAAAACAUAUUUGAUCCAAGAUGGCUACUAAGGAUGAUGGACUCGUGGAUGGAUAUAAGGAGGUAGGACACAAAUGAGCGAACUCCCGUCGUAUUCUGCCAAAAUGAAAAAAAAAAGAAAAAAAUAUCGGAUCAUUUGGUUUGUGAAUAAGCAGAGCCACAGUAGUUGUUGAUGUUUAGAGACCGGUUCAAAUCCAGUCUGUUGUUCCACCGCUUGUGCGUCGCUAUGAUAUUUUUUUUUUUGUUCUGUUAUCCCGUCAUUUUGUCUUUCUGUUCGACUCCGAGCCGUUUCCGCGUCUCAUGCCCGCCCGCCGCCAACUGUAAAUGCCAUGAAGAGAGUACCGAGGGAUCCAAAACCGAAACGUGAGACCGCAAAGCGCCGCGACGACCGAACCCGCCGUCCCCUCCUUUGACCCUCCCACCGUCCGAAAGCUUUGUCUACCCCGCAAGCAGUCACAGGCAACAGCUAGAAACCAAAGCCCGACGCUCGCUUACCGACAAGACGACGCCAAACUUCAGCUACUCUGACCAAGAAAGAAGCUUUCGUUCCGCAGAAACUACCUUCGACCAACCUCUGGGAUUGUUUCCUUUUUAAGGCCUCCUGAGAAACGCUCCGUGGAGAUCUUUCUAGCGCGCGUACCGCUGGUUUGAAACUUAUUUAAAAAAAAAUAGUAAAAAUUCAAAAAAAAAAUAAGAAUAAGAAAAAGCUGGAGGCCAGAGAGGAGCUAAAUAAUCAAAGCGGAUCAUGACCAAAACAAGGAACGUGUAGAAGUGCAGAUUCAUUUUGUCUUUUUUUUUUUUUUUUAUUUGUUGUCUUUAAUUUAACCAAGUUUGUCAAGUUCUCAACGGCACUGUCACGUCACCAAUGAAACCACGGACGAACCAAACAGGAGUAAAUAAAUAGCAAAGCCAAAUAGUAUCCAAGUGGAAAAUGGAUGCGGGCACGGUGACCACAAAAGCAGGAAAAAUACGACUACUUCUACCAAUAACGUCAAGAUGAUAAUAAUAAUAAUAAUAAUAGCCAUGUUAGAAUGGGGAAAGGGAAGCAUUUUUGGGUUAUGUUUGCUAUCUGUCUCUUCGAUAUUUAGGUUGGAUGGACGGAUGGGCGCCCUUUCGUUUCGUCCCGCCGAAAUUGUCGCUUUAAUUAAAAUGCUCAUUUCUGUUGUCAGGAAACCAAAGUUACACAAAAUUCUGCCUCUGCGUGCAUGGGAUUUUUUAUUUUUAUUUUUUUAAGUGAUCUCAUGAGAAUUUUAGUAGGAUUUGAUCCAAAAUUGAUGAUACCAUGUUAUAAAUGAUUAUCACAUUGUUAUUACUAUCGUUAUAGUUUAAAAUUCAUGAUUAUGUUCAGUCUGUUUAUUUUUGUAUGAAGUUUUGGUGGGGUUUUUUUUCUCGCUCUACAAGAUUCUCAUGAGAUGAUGGUUACGUGAACGUAGAACCAGUUUGCAAUCUGCUAUCAUAUAGAUUUAAAAAAAUAAUAAAAAUAAAAUCAAAUGCUGGGAAUAAACGCACGCUGUCAAGGAAACCGGUGCUAUGGCAACAUGUCGGUUUCUGUAUUUCAUGGCAAAAAGUGAUCUCAUGAGAAUUUUAGUAGGAUUUGGUACAAAAUUGACUAUACCAUGUUAUACAUGAUUAUUACAUUGUUAUUACUAUCGUUAUUAUAAUUAUUUACAAUUCAGUCUGAACGU